Molecule: messenger RNA, 1487 nt
Organism: Tilletiopsis washingtonensis
Lineage: Eukaryota; Fungi; Basidiomycota; Exobasidiomycetes; Entylomatales
Product: arsenical-resistance protein
Exons: 4
Coding region: 78-1418 (446 amino acids)
Biological process (GO): arsenite transport; antimonite transmembrane transport
Cellular component (GO): plasma membrane
Molecular function (GO): antimonite transmembrane transporter activity; arsenite transmembrane transporter activity; antiporter activity
Source: RefSeq, a predicted model, not a curated record
UUCUUGCUGAGACGCUAUAUAGGCAGCAGCGGCCAGCAGCAGCAGCCAGCGCUCUCCUCACCACCUCAACACCCAUCAUGACCGCCAACACAAGCGCCGCGUCCUCGCCACGCGGGCCGCGCGCCGCGACGCCAGCCGCCGAGGCCGAGAAGCUGCCGCCCCUGGCGCUGCCGCACGGCCCCAAGGACACCCUCGCCGACGCCGAGUACGACGACGACGCGCUGCAUGCGCCCGUCAACGGCGGCGUGCCCGAUGUGCGCCGCGUGGACCUCGGCCUGCAGAGCAGCACGGCGCGCGGCAUCAUUGGCGGCCUCGGAUGGCUCGACCGCCUCCUCACGCCGCUCAUCGUCGUGGCGAUGAUCCUGGGCGUCGUCAUCGGCCGCUUCGCGCCCAACGUCAACGAGAAUCUGUCCAAGGGCGACCUGCACGGCGUCUCUGCGCCGCUCACCGUCGGCCUGCUCGUCAUGAUGUGGCCCAUUCUGACCAAGGUGCGCUACGAGGAGUUUCCGCGCCUGCUGCACACGCGCCGCCUCUGGCUGCACGUGGCGCUGAGCCUCGUGCUCAACUGGCUCCUGGCGCCGUUUCUCAUGCUGGCGCUGGCGUGGGCCUGCCUGCCCGACCUGCCCGGCUACCGCACGGGCGUCAUCAUGGUCGGCGUGGCGCGCUGCAUUGCCAUGGUCAUGAUCUGGACGCAGAUCGCUCGUGGCGAGAGCAACAUGUGCGCCGUCAUCGUCAUUGUCAACUCGCUGCUGCAGAUUGUCCUGUUCGCGCCGCUCAGCCUGCUCUUCAUCAACGUCAUCUCGGGCGAGGAGGAGUUCGAGCUCAACUACAGCGACACGGCCAUCGCCGUCGUGAUUUUCCUGGGUAUCCCGCUCGUUGCCGGCGUCGUGACACGCUUCGCCAUGCUCAAGGCCCUCGGGCGCGAGCGCUUCCAGACGCGCUUCCUGCCCUUCUUCGGGCCGCUGUCGCUCAUCGGCCUGCUCUACACGAUCAUCAUCAUCUUUGCCUCGCAAGCGCGGCAGAUUCUCGACGACAUCGGGCCCGUGUUCCGCACCUUUGUGCCGCUCGUGCUCUACUUUGCCAUUACGUGGGGCCUCACGUUUGGCCUCAUCCUGUGGCUCUCGCAGCGCUACGGCGCCAAGAACUGGGGCUACCAGAUGGCCGUCGUGCAGGCCUUCACCGCGGGCAGCAACAACUUCGAGCUGGCCAUCGCCGUGGCGGUGGCCGUGUACGGCGCCAGCUCGCAGCAGGCGCUGGCCGCGACGAUCGGCCCGCUCGUCGAGGUGCCCGUGCUGCUCAUCCUCUCCUGGGUCAGCCUGUGGGUCGGCCGCAAGCUGCGCUGGGACAGCAAGCACAACUUGCAAGUCGAGCAGCGCGCCGCGCAGCGCGACGAGACGCACGUCGCCGAGAAGGCAUAGCUCUGGACCCGUCACUCCUCAUUGUACCACCACCAUGCAUGCAGUCUCCUCAUGUGAUCCAUCGCCAAG